Nasonia vitripennis (jewel wasp) is the source of this 10180-nucleotide messenger RNA. It is a transcript of the gene CycG, whose product is annotated as cyclin G. NCBI's taxonomy places the organism in Eukaryota, Metazoa, Arthropoda, Insecta, Hymenoptera, Pteromalidae. Gene Ontology annotation, cellular component: cytoplasm; cyclin-dependent protein kinase holoenzyme complex; nucleus. Gene Ontology annotation, molecular function: cyclin-dependent protein serine/threonine kinase regulator activity. Gene Ontology annotation, biological process: regulation of cyclin-dependent protein serine/threonine kinase activity; mitotic cell cycle phase transition. The transcript has 7 exons. The record is from RefSeq and is a predicted model, not a curated record. Bases 7067 to 8110 code for a protein of 347 amino acids.
GAUGUGCCCGAUUCGCCUUCUUUUCCGUAUCGUACGCGCGUUAGAUAAUGCUAAUGUGGCCUCAUACGAUAGAUAGAUCGUUCGAGCGAGAGGGGAGAUGGAAAUCGAGAGACGAGACCUAGCGACGACAUCGACGGCGGCAGUGGCGGCGAUCCGAGUGUUGCUGUUUUGCGUGCUGAAAGAGCAGUCUGCGGAAUGCGCAUUUUCUCUCGUCCUCUUUUUUUGUUGCCUCUCUUCUCUCUCUCUCUCUCUCUCUCGCUGCAGCUGGCCUCCGGCGCGAGUCUCGCAUUUUUUAUACGCAGACACGCGCCUUGGGUUUGUUUUUGUUGUUGCGCGUAUUGAUUUCUCGCGUCUCUCUCCCGAGUCGCGCAGCUCUAUAUCCUACUACCUGUAUACUACGAGCGAUAUGGGACUCGACGUCGAUGCGAAUACGUAAUGUUUACCACUUUCGACUGACGAAUCAUCGCUAAUCGCAGCAGCUGAGUCUCUCCUGCGUCAUCGCAUUUACUGCGCGGACUUUGCGAAAAGAGAGGGCUGACGGCUUUUGUUUCGUAUAUAGGGAGAAUAGCGCUAUAUACUGCGCUUGGUAACAGCCGAGAGGCGCUCGCUUGCGUGUUUACACCGCGCAAAGCGUCUAUAUAAUGGAAGCUUCGAUUGUUGCUGGCGCAGAAAAUGCAUGUAAUUGAGCAUUCGAAUGACGCUAUACGGCAUAAUACAGUGUGAUGUCGCGCUUUGUAAACAAAGAGGGAAGUAUGAACUACAAUUGCGGAAUGUUUAAUAAACUCGUGAGUCCGAUAACACGAAGCAAAUUUUGCACUACUGACAAAAGUUAUUCACGUAACGCGCGACGUUCAACAUUAUCACACCCCCCUUACGCGCAAUGAAAUUGCAAAUUUCCAGCCUCGAAUGCCGAAUAUCGUUAAUCGAAUUUCGGUUGUGUGCAUAACCAAGUAUCAUGACUGUCGAACGCAGAGUCCAAUGACGUCUGACGUCACGAAAGCAAAGUUCGCCUUUUAAAUUUUGAUAGGAUGAUCAGAGAUAAGGAUGUUGUUUACAUUGAACGCCGAAAUCUGCGGGCUUUUGCGCGAUUUUAUCUCUUUCGUUUUGAAAAUGAAAAUAAUACUCGGCGGACAAAGGGAGACUUAUUUCUCGAAAACAUGAGGUGUAUGUACGAUUACAUACAUCACUGUUUGCAAAAUUAUCGUUCUGUCAUAUAUACGUAUAUCUUCGAUUUUUUCGAUCUAAAAAAUGAUGAGGAACAUUUUCACGAUCAAUAAAUUAAAGAUGACUUAGUUGUUGAAUUUUAAGAGAUAAACAAGCUCACAAUCUUUAACCUUGAUUAUCAAUCUGAUUUAAAAACGGAGAUUAAAUUUUAAUGUGCAAUUGAACAUCGUUUGCUAUUCGCCGACGAUUAUCCGUAAUGACACACUUAAAAAAAAACUUAUGCAUAUGUAUCGAUUUUUUCUUAUUUACAGAGCUUACGCUGCAUUAUACAAGGAUGAGAAUCGAACUCAUACGUGAAAUAAUUGAUUGUUAAAAUAAAUCAAUCGGGACAAAUUAUAGGAUCGGGGCGACUAUAGGAAGCCUUUAAAAGGCUUAUGUAUAUGGUCAUAAAUAAAAAUUUUAUCACUAAUAUUUGGAAAAGUACUUAUUCGAUUAGAAGCUGAAAAUCGAUAAACGCAUUCGAGACAUUUCAUUUCUCAAUGUAUACAGUUCUUCUGCAAUAAUUACAUUAUAACGAUUUCCCUGUUUCAAUAGACACGGAAAAUAAAGGUUAACAGUGUAGCUUCUAAAUUACACAAUCAACGUUGAAUUAUCAAACGAGUAACGCAACAUCAUUUUUACAUUAUAAUGAAAAUUUUAACUAGCGUUAUUAUCUAAUUCAUGAAAUUAAAAAAACACUUGAAAAAUCGUGCCCAAUAAACAAAUUUGCAGUACAAAAUGAACCGUACUAAAAUUCUAAUACAAAACCAAUUGUUUUGAAAUAUAAUAUUUUUCAGCUUUUAUUUCGAGAUUUUUAAUACUUUAACAGCGUAGCAAUUAAAUUUCUUCUUUAAUCGUAUGAUUUAUAUUUAAAGAUCUAAAAUCUGACCAUGCAAGUUUUUAUCUAAAAACGCAGACUUGUUUUGAAAGACGUUGCAGUAUACGUUUCUGAAAGAAUCGUUAACGGUUAUAGAAAUGAUUUCAUUAUUUUUUGCUAAAUGUUAGUAGAAUGUUUAUUCAACAACUUUCAAAUAAAAAUAGCGAAUACCAAGGUAUAUUUGGUACCAAAACUUGAAAAAAUUUUAAUCGGUGUACCACGAAGAAAUCUGUUUUAUCGACGCCACGGAAGGGAACAUUGAAGUUACUUUUUGCUUGAUGCGUAUAUUUUUAUCGAAUUACAUUGAGAGCAGGUAACGUUUUUGAAAUGAAAGUGUAUUACUUAGAUAAUUUAAAUAAAUGUUAACGAUACCCGACUUUUUAUAUUAUCUUUUACAUUUUUCAUAGCAUCAUUCGUUGUCAAAGAUGUUUUCUUCAUAUUCAAUUAAUAAGUCCAACAAAAUAAAUAACGAAUUUGCAUUUUUAAGUGCACACUUUGUAACUCCAGAAAAUAAAAAAUGUUAACACCAGCGACGAAGUAGGUUAUGUAUGUGAAAAAUGCUUUUACGAAGACGAGUCGUGUCUUGACGAAUUUGGAUGUGUCUGGACGGGUAGAAAACUUUCACUGUGUAUUUGGUUACACUGCGUCGAUUCGUCGUUUGUAAAAUGCGUACAUUGUACAGAGGAAAUAUUCAGUAUCCGCGUCUCUAAACGUUUUACUGUUAUUUCUCAAAUGUUUAUUACUAGAGUUAGAUUACAAUCAAUAUAUGCAAAUUUUUCAUUAGAUACAUCGUGCAAAAUACAUAAAAUAUAUCCGACUGUAGCAAAAUAAUCUUAUAAACAUAAAAAGGUCCGGUGGUCCGAUUUUUAAAAAUUUUGCGAUACAUUCAGCGCAUACUAUAGGCUUCCAAGAUUUCUGGAAUUAUCUCCACGCUUGAUGUGUGCUCAAAUACGAAGGUUAGCAGAAUAUGCUUUUUAAAUAGACUCACUAUCACGUGUAUAUCGUCUGCACGUGUUUGAGCGGCCCGAGCGUGUUCGAACACGCACAAUUCUAAGAUAGUACGAUACGUAUUCGUUACGUCAUUCACUUACUCCUUCCACCGUUAAUCGGCCAGACAGCAGCAUUCUCUGUGUUUCAAUAUACGAAAGCGCCGAAAUCGGCUGUCUCACAAUAUUCUUUUCUGGAAACUUCUGCUCUAAGGCAACAAGUUGUUGAUUUCUCUAUAUUCCAAAAACGUACGUUUAAAUAUAAUGAAUUAACGAUGCGUGAAAAAUUAUUAAAAACCAUUUUUACUCUGUUAGAAGUGUGUUAAGGUUAAAUAUUUGCUGCACGCAGAAAUUAACAGAAAAUGAUUUAUAGGCAACGAGUAUGUCACAGUAUCCUGCUCUAUAAAAUUUGAUUGUUAGAUUAAAUAAGCCGAAUUAGCUUUAUUUCCAUAAUAUGCGUUAUAUUACGUUCGAUUGCGCAUAAUUUGUUUAACAUAAUUCGUAUAUUUUCUAAAAAUCGUAAGAAAAAUUUGCAACGCGAUAUCUAAUUUAUAGGAUCAUGCGAUGAACUGACCAUCAUUACUUACCGUCACAGCUCAUUGCGAUAAUUCUUAAAAACUUAUUAUUACUAAGCAUUAAUAUAUGCUAUAAACAUGCGUUAAGCCGAUGAUAGGAAUACGAAUAUCGACGUUUUUAAAUGUACGUUUACAUAACUAUUUAACCGAACUCGUCAUACAACGAGUUCGUGCCUGCACAGAUUCUCAAUGAAUUCCGGAAUUAAUUCUUUCCCCAGUUACAUAACGUACAUUAUUAAUCCGUUUAUGGAGUUGCAUAACUCAAAUUGCAACUGAUCUGCACUUACUGUACGUAUAGUAAUUAUUAGCUACUGACUGAAUAAUUCAACUUCAGCGAUAUAUUCUCAUUAAAACAUAACACAGGCAAAGAUUUAUUUUUAGAGAGCGCCGCAUAAAUUUAAUAGUAUUAAUGAAUCAUUCACCGAUUGAAAAUUGCUUUCGAGCCGAGUGAAGCUUGCUUUGUGAAUCAUUCAGUCCACACCUAUACCUCUAAGUAGCUGCACUGCAGCCAAAACGCCAUUCGCAACUACAUUAUCUCAGCUAACAUUGUAAAAAUGACUGUACACGAAAAAUGUAUUUCGUCAUUGCUUCCCUCCCUUACUCGAGUGUUUAUCGAAGUAAGCUAGAUCGAGAGCACGAUAUAAUUUUUCUGUGUUUUACAGAAUGAAUCAAUUUGAUGAUUUUUCAAAUUUUAUUCCGGCCAAAUGAGCCGGCUUAUCGGUGAUUCAGCCGCAAAGCGCCAGCAGCGCGAAAAUAACUUCCAGCGCAAGGUCUACCAAGGUUUUGCUACGGCCCUGACUCUUUUUCAUCAUACUCUUUCUUGCCAUCUCUCCCUUCUCGGUGGAGUUUCUCUUUGUCUUGUCGAACGUAGAGCGAGUAUCCCCUAACUGAACUUGAUAAAUAUAUAAAUAGACCUAUAUCCUAGCCUUUCGAAAACUGUAUAAAUACGUAAAUCACAUGAUUUUUUUCUCCCAGAGAAUAAAAACACACGUUGAAUGACGUAAUUUUGUCUGCGAAAAAUCGCUAGCUACGCUACUAUUCAGCGUUAUUCAAUAAAUUGUUUAAUUAAAUUAUUCAAUGUUCUACAAAGAUUUUAAAAUUAUCAUUAAAUUGGUUGCGAGAUGGGUGCAGUACAUCGGGCGCUAUUCUACAUCAAUAUGGCUAUUAGCGUCUAUCGGAAAAGUUUAUCUAGAAAAUUAUAGCACUUAGGGCCAAUUAAACGUUGAAUUGUAAUUCUGAUGCACGCUCCUGCUUAACAGUAUACUUGUGUGCUGACCCAUUUUUAUAUAACACGUACAUUGGUCAACUUCCUUUUAUAUGCUGAUGCGUAUACGGUCAAGUUUCGGAGCUACUGGAUUCAGGCACUCGACAGUCCGUUGAAAUUAUACUUUAUCUACAAUUCACCGUCUAGUUUAUCUACGUUUUUUCAUGCUCGGUGAAGUAUUUAUUCAUGUGUAGCUUUUCCAUGCCUUUAUUAAACUUAGUCACGUUCAAACACGAAAUGUAAUUUUUAAACUACGAACGUUCGAGUGUAUACACCAGCUGUUUGCCCGUUUGAAUAUAUUUUGAAAAACUUGAGGAAAACUUCGACAGUACACCAGGCCUCGCAAUCCGAGAAAAGCCAGUACCAAAAUCGAUAGAUAAAUCUUUUAAUUUUCAUUGAGGAGCGCGAGUUGACCUAUUGUGCUCCCCUCUGUACCCCGCACGUACAAUUCCGCUCAGCACGGAGUGUACCCUACAUAUGUACGUGAUACUAGCGUCAUUCGUUGCCUCAGCUCCGCGAGUACAGCCAGCGCUCUCUCCCCCAUCGCAGUUAUUCUUUCCAUUUCAAAUAAACGUCAAACUCGACGUUGAAAGAAAAAACCCAGCGCGCGAUCGCGCGCAAUGCUAAAUGCGCCCGGUAAACGCACGAAUAAGAGCGAUUCGUCCCGCGCACUAAAAUAGCUCCACUGAUGCUUGCGAGUGUAUACUAUAAGUAUAGGCGUAAAAGAGAGGGAGAUAGAUAGAAAAAACCCUGGCGCGGCAUAGGCCAGGGGCUCCCGCGGCAAGGCUACCCGUCGAAUAUACGUCCCUGAACUUCGAAUCGUACGAGGCUCGGCUCGAGCUCGGCCGUCCUCGGCUAUCUUCGCUCUCUUCCCCCUCUCUUCUUCGCGCGUACGCACAGCUGCGCGACGACGCUCGCGUACACACCUAUAUGGAGACCUGUUUGGAUGUGUGGUCGCUUGAUACGUACGUAUAGCGGUAUAGUAGUGAGCCAAGCCGAGGCUAUAGCCCCCCGAAAACCGGCGAAACGGCCAGAUGUAGUUGAAACCUUGCAGAGUAAGCUCGACGCGGACGGAACAAGUACAAUAUAACUCAGUGCUACGCUGCGAUAAAGCGACGCACAAAGGAAGACGGGGAGAGAGAAGCCAGCGCCAUUAGACGCUGAUCGGAUCGUAAUAGUGCAACGGAAAAGGUGAAGAGGAUAGCAUCGAUUUUUCAAGAGUGAGAGAGAAGGAUUUCUCAAAUUGUUUCGGAACGUUGGCUUGGAAGCGACUGGAGUCACCUGUGUGAAUAAACUGUGCUCCGUGUGCGCGCGCAUCCUCGUCUUACGCAGGUCUCGCGCGUAUUCGUGAUACGCGCUUGGGAUGAUUUUGAAAGAGUCGGUUGUGAAGUGUCGUAUUAUGAGGCGCUCGGGACGGGUUCUAAUAGAAGGAAAAACGCUGCUAGCGUCAAUUCACAAAGUUUCCCGAAACCACGAACUCUAUUAGACGAUAUUACAUCGAAGUGCAAAGAAAAUCCUCGACUUAUUUAUUUAUUUAUUUAUUUAUUUAUUGUACAUAAUAACGCAACUAGCUCCAAGUCAUUAUUAUUUAUUAUUUAUUGCCUCAACACUCAACGCGCGAGAGGAGUCAAGUAUUCACACAUUCCGCCUAGGAAGAGCAACGAGCAAGACUGAUUAAGAUUCUCUUUACAAUACUUACUUACGUCGAACGAAGAAUCGAAACGGAUAAGAAAUCAUCGUAAUAACCUAGUGAAACACAGUGAAAGUUCAAGGAGAAGCCAAGAAGAGAAUCUCGACGACACCUCACCGUCUUUGUCUCUCGUUCUCGCACCGGCCCUCGGCUGUUUUUCACAGUCCUCCUUCGCUUGCAUCAGCCGUUCUUGGAGCGCGCGAGCUCGAACUCACGUACACCACUGCUCUCUCUCUCUCUCUUUGUUCCGUCGUGAAGCCAGCGCGUAUACUGCAUUGCGCUGCUGUACCAGUACCUACACCGAAGUACUGAGUCUUUCAUCCUACUUUCUGUGAUAAACAUAUCAGGCUAGCCAGGUGGACCAUUCUUGUGGUGUGACGAUCAUCGUUGGAUUGUUCUACUGUGUGGCAACGUCAAGCUACACUCCAUCCCAUCGAUCAUCGUUAACACUAGUAGUCGCACAUUGCAGGAAUGGAUACUUCGGGCUCGCCUGUGCCGGAUGCAAUCCAACCGCUCUUCGAGCAACUCCAAGAAGCUCUUCUACUCGAAGGCAAAUUUCAGCCCAAUCUCCAGUUACCUGCAACCACUCAGAAUGAUGAAAUCACAAUUGGGUCACGAGAUGGUUCGGCGCAUGUACUUAGAUGCCUCAAAGUCUGGUACGAUCUUCCAUCAGAUGUUUUCUUCAUUGCCAUCAACCUCAUGGACCGCUUCUUGACCAAAAUGAAGGCCAGGCCAAAACAUAUGGCAUGUAUUAGCGUUUCUUCCUUUCACAUAGCUGCCGUCCAAAUGGCCCAACAAUCCCUCGACGCUGAUCACCUGGUCUCCAUUUCUCAGUGCAAAUGCACUGGUGGUGAUUUGAAACGCAUGUCUGAAGUGAUUCGCAAUAAACUGGAAUGGGCUCCAGGCACGCAACCUAUCACUCCGCUCACUUUCCUUCGUCUCUUCAAUAUUAUGUUCCAAACUGCUGCAUCGCAACUUGGCCUUGGAGAUCUUUAUGCCAGUAUGGUCACGGAAUCCGAAUUGCUUUUACGUCUGGAAAUGGUAGCCUGCGACGGCAACUGCUCUAGCGUAAGACCAUCGGAAGUGGCUCUCGUUCUUCUUUGUACCUAUUUGGAUGCUGCUGUGAAACGUUUGGAAUCGAACGCUGAAAAGAAUAUGGUUAGCAUGCCCGGCCCCUCAUCCAUGAACGAUGCGCCAACUCCGGCGCAACAGAUGUUGAGGUUGGUCGAAUUUGCGGCUGAGAUAAGAAAAAUGUGCAAGAUCUCCGAUGCAACUUUCUUUGCAACGCAUGAAUCUGUGGGUGCAAUACUGAGCAAGUACAAUGCUCAAGAACAAACACCGCAUAGGCAGAGGCUUAUCUGGAGAUUAUCGUCCAGAACAGCUCGCUUAUUACGGCCAACUGAUAAAUUUACGUCUGUUUUACCUGUCAUCGCCGAGCAUACUCCAACACCUUCGCCUAAAAGAAUUAGAAAAAGCCGUAAAUUUGCGCGUCGUCAAGGACACAAAAGGCGUUAAAUCAGAGAAUAUCAUCGUUGAAGAAAGGACACAGUAGUCCAGAAGUUAAAUUUCAGUCAGUGGAACUCAUCAACUGUUAAAUCAUGAAGGUUUUGCUGUUUUCAAUAGUGAGCGAUUUUCAAUAUGGUUGAAUUCAGUCUUGUUCGAUAAACAAUUGUUGCUGUAUGAGCAGUAAUAACAUGCGAGCUGUGAGUGCGUAAAAAUCUAAUUGGUUUGCCAUAGAAAAGGAAAAAAAUAUCAUUUAGUAGGAAAUCAUGGAAGUGAAUGUGAUAAGAAGUCUGCAGUGGUUUAGUAAAGUAGUAGGCGUCCACUGUUAAAGUAUUUAGGUAUAUUCUAUCUAUAAAUAUAUAUAAAUAUAUAUUUACCAAAUGCACAGAAAGCGAAAAAAAAAAUAUAAAUAAGGUAAAAAACCCAAGAAAAAAUAAUAUAAUUACGCGUAUUGUAGUUACAAAUCAAACGUAAGCGUUAGACACAAGACGGACUUGAAAAAAAAAUGCAAAAAAAGAAUUAUAUUAUUGUAAGUAAAUUUGAUAUUGUGCGAUUCAUAAUAUUUCAGAAGUUCUUGUAAAAAAUUAGUGUAAUUUGUUUUAAAGAGGUUUCUAGUUUCUAUAUUACUGUAAUGAAUUUCUAAUCUCUUCAAAAUUAUUUACUUUUAAUGAAUUUUGAACGUAUCAAUUUAAAGUUUACGAAGCUUAUGAUUUAACUUCUGAAAUAACUGCGUAAAAAGUCAUAACCCAAACAGAAAUCAACUGCAUGGGUGAAAAAAAAACUAUGAAUGCAUGGAAAAUCUAACUUUCUGCUUUACAAAGAUUCGAUUGGAUUUUCUUUCUCAUAAUCUUUUUCAUUCUCCUGCAUUCAUAAGUUACAGUGCAAAAAAAAGAAUAUAUAUGUAAUUAUACGUUAUUAAUUACGACGUCUUCUUAAUCGUGUGAAUUGAAGAGAAUGCAAACGAAGUUUAAUGGUCAAAAACUCUACCGUUUAAUUCAAUUAAUUUUCUUUUAUUUUCAAAAGAAAUUUUACCGAAAUCGAUUUAUUAUUUUUAUAUAUUUAUCAUCAUGUAAUUUAUUUAUUGUCAAUGUUAGCGUCAUACGUUAAACCGAAGUUAGUACACGUAUAAAAGGACGUCUUUUAAAUGAUAUCAAGAAAACACGAAGUUGCGUCUAAAUUUCCGAACGAAGCCAGUUUGUGCUAGUCGCGAUGUCUCUGUAAAACAGCAUUUCUCGUUUUCUUAAACUGGCUACUCUGAACUUUCUUCUUUGAAAUACUCUCUUCAGAAUGUCGAGCGAAAAAAAGGUCUGAAGAUAAGAACUGCGAAACAUGUUUCAAAAACUAUAUUUAAGAGUUUACACGAUCAUUUCGGUAAAUCGUGUUUGUGUAAACAUCUUGUGAAAAGUGUAAAAUAGAAAUUAAUGAAUUUACAGUACCGAUCGCAAAUAAUUUAACUUGCACAUAACAGCUGAUUUAGGACCAAUGUUUAGUAUUUAUUGUCAUUAUAAGAAGUGUAUUUUGUGCUUGAAAGUACGUCUCAAGUAAACCAGUAUUUAAUGUAUUUUUCAUUUUUGAUUUUGAUUUUUUUUUUUAAUUUUUUCUGACGCACAAUAUCGUCUUUAAGACUCAAGUUAUUUGAAAGAGUUGUUAGAUUUUUUGUUUUGUUUCGUUUAUUGCUUUUGGCAUUUAUUUUCAUUGCAAGACUAAGCAGAUUCGAGACACUUUUGUAUAUGCAAAGUUAUUAAUUAUAGAUUAUGAAUAAUGAAUUCUCAAGUUAAAGCAUUAUUUAAAUGUUAGAUUGUCUCGACUGCUUUGACCACUUUAAUCCCAGAAUCUCUGAGAAGUGCAGCUGUUAUGUCAAGGAUCUUGUCCAUUUUGCACUUUUCUCACUAUCGCGCAACUAUUUAUUACUGUAAAUUGAUUGUCACGAAACCUAUACUCUGUUUGAUGUUGAUGUACACUCCGACACUUUAAAAUUAUGGAAUGAAGGUAGUAAGAAAAGAGAAACUUGAGAAUGGCGUAUUUGAUAAAUAUUCCCAAACCAACUUCACUGUUUAUAAUUAUAAAGUAAAACUAUAGGGA